Messenger RNA from Leguminivora glycinivorella, 1342 nucleotides. Its product is annotated as membrane alanyl aminopeptidase-like. NCBI's taxonomy places the organism in Eukaryota, Metazoa, Arthropoda, Insecta, Lepidoptera, Tortricidae. The coding region runs from base 37 to 957 and encodes 306 amino acids. Gene Ontology annotation, molecular function: zinc ion binding; metalloaminopeptidase activity; peptide binding. The record is from RefSeq and is a predicted model, not a curated record. Gene Ontology annotation, biological process: peptide catabolic process; proteolysis. The transcript has 5 exons. Gene Ontology annotation, cellular component: cytoplasm.
AGCGUGGCACGGCCAUUUUCAAGAACUGGCGCAGCCAUGCUUCGUUGCUACUUAGCAUUCUUAUGUGUCCUAGCUGUGACAGCAGUUAGUGAUACAAACUAUAGGCUGAACUCUCUCGUCAAGCCGUCCUCAUACAUCAUAGCCAUCACUCCGUACUUCGACACCAAUGAUGCAACCGCCUUCACUUUCGACGGAGAAGUCAGCAUAAUGAUCUCAACAACCACAAAUACUAAACAAAUCAAACUACAUUCAGAAGAUCUUGAAUUUACAGCUAGUGACAUAACAGUUACUAGUGGACAAUUCGUUUUAGCAUUAGAUGAAAACAACCCUUUAGAGUUUGAUAAGAACUAUACUUUUGCGUAUAUAAACAUGCAAAAUGAACUUCAAGUGGGAGUAGAUUACAAGUUGAAGAUUGUAUACACGGGACCAAUAAGGACAGAUCUGAACGGGUUUUAUAGGAACUACUACAUUGAGAAUGGAGUUGACAAAUGGUUGGGAGCAACACAAAUGGAGCCCACACACGCAAGGAAGGUGUUUCCUUGUUUCGACGAGCCGGAAUAUAAGGCCAUCUUCACACUGGUGAUAGACCGACCUGAUAAUUUUAAGCCUUCGGUGGCUAACACACAUUUAGCAGAUACUGUACCGCUAGCAAACGGUUACACACGAGAAAUCUUCCACCCAUCACCAAAAAUGUCCUCCUACUUGGUAGCAUUCAUGGUUUCCGAAUUCGAAGGACGUCUAACAAAUGACUCGCAGUUUGGAAUCUACGUAAGACCAGAAGCCAUGAACCAAACUGACUACGCUUUUGACUUCGGGUUGAGAGUAGUCAAUGCUUUGAGCGACUACUUGGGCAUUGAUUACUAUUCCACAAACACAUAUUUGAAGUUGGACCAUGUGGGUUUGCCGGAUUUUGAAGCUGGCGCUAUGGAGAACUGGGGAUUGGUUAACUACCGGUAAGUAUCGAGUAUUUCAUUUGAGCGCUAUUUUAUCACUUCAUCACUUUUCUUUACAAAUUGCAGCUACAAGUGCAAUACAAGUUCAGUUACUUCUAAACUCGUCUGUAUUGCUAUAAAUUAAGCAAAUUCAGAUAUUUUGUUUCGUGUAACUGAGUAGAUGUAAUAAAAUUGAAGGCAACGAUAUUUUGAUAGCACCAGAGUUUGACAACUUACUGCUUGGGUUGAUCGUAGGUACUAUCAGCUGCAAAAAUGUAUGGCGAAUUUAUCAAUGAAUUCAUUCAUAAUUUCUCCAUAUGUACCAUUUGUAAGCUGUAUAAGAAGAAUUAAUUUAUUAAGAUUACCCUCUUUGUAAAUAUUGUAAAAAUAAUAAAUAUGGUGAUAAUUUA